Messenger RNA from Myotis myotis, 1271 nucleotides. RefSeq names its product HscB mitochondrial iron-sulfur cluster cochaperone (gene HSCB). The record is from RefSeq and is a predicted model, not a curated record. Gene Ontology annotation, cellular component: mitochondrion. Gene Ontology annotation, biological process: protein complex oligomerization; [2Fe-2S] cluster assembly. The transcript has 6 exons. Gene Ontology annotation, molecular function: ATPase activator activity; protein-folding chaperone binding. Lineage: Eukaryota; Metazoa; Chordata; Mammalia; Chiroptera; Vespertilionidae. The coding region runs from base 46 to 723 and encodes 225 amino acids.
UUUUACCCCGGACAGGUGACCGCGGCGAAAUAGGCCGCGGGCCAGAUGUGGGGCGGGAGGGCCGGGGCCUUGCCCCGGGUGUGGGGGUUGUGGCCGCCCGGGGUCCUCGGAAGGAGGCCGCUACGCUGCCAUGCUGCGUCGCUAGCAGGAAGCAGCUCCGCCCAGUGCUGGAACUGCGGCGGCCCCGGGGGCCCCAUUCGCGAGGACGGGUUCUUCUGCCCACAGUGCCGGGCGCUGCAGCCACCUGACCCCACUCGAGACCACUUCAGCCUCAUGGACUGCAAACGUUCCUUCAAUGUUGAUACUGCAAAGCUCCAGCAUAGGUACCAGCAGCUACAGCGUCUUGUCCACCCAGAUUUCUUCGGCCAGAGGUCUCAGACUGAAAAGGACUUCUCAGAGAAGCAUUCGACCCUGGUGAAUGACGCCUAUAAGACCCUUCUGGCCCCCCUGAGCAGGGGACUAUACCUUCUAAAGCUCCAUGGAGUAGAGAUUCCUGAAGGAACAGAUUAUAAAAUGGACAACCAAUUCCUCAUGGAAAUAAUGGAUAUCAAUGAAAAACUCGCAGAAGCUCAAAGUGAAGCUGCCAUUAUCGAGUUUGAAUCUAUUGUCAGAGCUAAACAGGAAGAAUUGACUGACAAUUUGAGCAGAGCUUUUGAACAAGGAAACAAUAUUCAAACUUUUGGAGAGAAUUGCUUGUUUAUAACUAAAAAUCCAGGGUUCUGAACCAUGGUUUCCAUACUACCAGAGCUUAACACUGCAGCUCCUUCGCAUCCUCUCUCAUCUUUGUCUAAGAAUUCGUAUCUUCUGAAUCCUGACCCAGUAACAUUUGAGGAUUUAUGGAUCUUCUAAAGGAAAAUGGACCACAACAGCUGUCUGCUUAAUGGUACUUGGGGAUAUCAGUACAAUCUCUAACCCCUCACAAUUUACAAGGAGAAUGAGUUACUUGUCUGCAAACACACAGGGAGUCCUUUAAGUAAAUAAUUACAACGCAAGCAAAUGUCCUGGCUAAAUUGGGUUCUUCUGUAAAGAAGAUGAAAGGAGUUUUGAUAUACUUCCACAGACAAUCUUUAUUCCUUCUUCAGAACAAUGAUCAGGACCAAAACAAUCUGACCGCAAAAAGAAAUCAGAUAAAUACUGCCUCAAAUGACAUCUCUGGAGGAACUUCAAAGAAACUUCCCUUACCUGUUGCCAUCAACUGUAAAGGUCAUUGGGCUUCCCAGCAAGUCAUUUCUGACUUGGGGAAUAAAUUUAAAAAAAGACUUUAUUUCUGA